Neurospora crassa OR74A is the source of this 1952-nucleotide messenger RNA. RefSeq names its product dephospho-CoA kinase. The record is from RefSeq and is a predicted model, not a curated record. Gene Ontology annotation, molecular function: dephospho-CoA kinase activity; ATP binding. The coding region runs from base 227 to 1057 and encodes 276 amino acids. NCBI's taxonomy places the organism in Eukaryota, Fungi, Ascomycota, Sordariomycetes, Sordariales, Sordariaceae. The transcript is spliced from 2 exons. Gene Ontology annotation, biological process: coenzyme A biosynthetic process.
GCGCAAUGUGUCUGAACCAAUCGUUGACACCUGCCCGACCCGCCCAUUUUGGGGAACAUCAACGACAUCACCUCAUGAAGAAUACCUAGUAUCAACAUGACCAACGUAUACUUGUAAAUAGACACUAAAGCCAUAUACACCUCAGGCAAUUGCACACAAUCGAUCCUACAAUCGUACACACAGCUCAAACUUCAUCAAACAACUACACCCCCAAACAACUACCAAGAUGCUCCUCAUAGGCCUAACCGGCUCCAUCGCCACCGGCAAAUCAACCGUCUCCUCCCUCCUCUCCUCGCCCCCCUAUGACCUGCCCAUCAUCGACGCCGACCUUCUCGCUCGCAAAGUCGUCGAGCCCGGCACCGCCGGCUACAACGCCAUCGUCUCCUACUUUGGUCCCACCACGCCCGACCUCCUCGUUCCCUCCGGGCCCGACAUGCCCGAAAACGGCCCCACAGGAAAAGGCCGCCCCCUCAACCGCCCGGCCCUGGGCCGCCGUGUCUUUGGUGACUCCCCCGAGGUGCGCAAGGACCGCGCCCGUCUGAAUUCCAUCGUCCACCCAGCCGUAAGAAAGGCGAUGGCGCUGGCGGUGCUGAAGGCGUAUGCGAAGGGGUAUAGAGCCGUGGUGCUGGAUAUCCCGCUGUUGUUUGAGAGUCAGUUGGACAAGUUCUGCGGGACGGUAUUGGUGGUUGGAGUGAAGGAUCCGAAGGUGCAGAUGGAAAGGUUGAGGGCUAGGGAUCCGCAUUUGAGCCAGGAGGAUGCGGAGAAUCGGGUGAGGAGUCAAGGGGAUGUGAGGGAGAAGGCAGAAAGGGCGCUGGAGAGGGGUGAGGGGAGGGGGUGCGUGGUUUGGAAUGAUGGGGAUAAGAGAGAGUUGGAGGAGCAGGUGCGGAGGGUGUUUUGGCAGGGGGUGGUGGAGAAGUAUAGUCCGAGGUGGUGGGCGUGGUUCUUGUGGAUGUGCCCGCCGGCGGCGGUGGUGAGUGCGUUGUGGAAUUAUUGGGCGAAUUUGAGGGUGGAUAGGAGGUGGAAGGAGAAGAAGGAGGCGGAGAGGGCGAAGCUGUGAGUGAAAAGGGGGAUUUGUGUUGAAGCCCGCCCAGUCUCUAGAUGGGUUUGCGAGAGAGCACGAUGAUGAGUUGAGGAUGGUCGAGGAGAAGGACAUGUGGACGGAAAGAGUGGAAAGAUGACAGAGGAGUGAAGGUGACAUUUCCUCAGUAAGGAGGGUGAAUUGGCGUGUUCACUUUAUCUUUUUCAUGUCUUCAAGGUUUCUGUUAUCGUCCUGUUCCAGACCCACCGGGCCUGUCUGUCAAAAGGGCAAUUCACUUUACAGCGACGACAAAACGAUGGCAAUGGUGGGUGGGUGGUAUACAGACUGAAGGGAUGUUUUGCUCGGCUAGCGACGCCAUGAUAUAUGGUCUGUUGUCCCUUUUCCCCUUGUUAUCAAGGUUUGGUUCUCGUCCUGCUCGGAGACUAUGGACGUUGGCCGUUUAACAAAGCCGUUCACCAUGCAGCUGGUGUUUUGGUUUCGACUGAAUAGUCUCGAUGAUAGGGACAGGGUCGAUACGACGAGGUGAGCUUGGGAUCAACCAACUAUCAGAUUGAUAACAGCAACCAUUUGCAAGGUGAUUUGGGAACUGGAAUUUCUUAUGUCGCAGAGUAUAUAAACCCUCCUCCCUCCCCUCCCCGCGGCAAGCUUUCACUUCUUGUCUCUUUCCUCAUAGUCGUCAGUCUUCUCAUAGUAGAACAGCCAUUCAAGCCAACUGCGCCUUGAACACUCUUCUCGAUCACUAUAUAUAGCCUUAGACAAUUACACCCUCCCUUCCUCAGAGUCGUCACAUCUGGUACGGCACAUCACAUCCUCCUCCACAACAGAAGUCGACAUCACAAAUAACCUCCACCGUCCGACACAUUUUAACUCCGCUUGAAGCGUAUCCAAGCUCCUAGUACCUAUAUACAUAUCC